AUGCCUAUACCUGAAGCUUGUUUUGGGAAAAAAAGAUCUAUAAAUAAAUUCAACUUAUUUUCGAAUAAAUUAUUGAUCACAGGAGAGUUUAGAGAGUGGGUGAAGUUAAAAACUAUGGUGAAGAAUGAAAUUUUAAAUAUUGAACUAAUAGAAGAUUUAAUUUAUUAUAAUUUCACCUAUGAAUUAAACUGGAAUAAGUCACUAUAUUUUGUUAGCAAUUUAAAUAAAUAUUCUAAAAGGCAAACAGAUGUAAAUAUGAUUGUUAGUGAAAUAUGUAUACGUUGCGAAAAAGAAGUUUAUGAUUGGAAACAUAUUUGGAUACGUAAAAUAAAUGAGUUGAGUGCAAUAGUGUCUCAUGAAGAACAGAUGCUAGAGAAAGAUCAAGCAGCAUUGGUGUGA
This is a messenger RNA of Rhizophagus irregularis DAOM 181602=DAOM 197198, 399 nucleotides long. NCBI's taxonomy places the organism in Eukaryota, Fungi, Glomeromycota, Glomeromycetes, Glomerales, Glomeraceae. The record is from RefSeq and is a predicted model, not a curated record.